Messenger RNA from Myzus persicae (green peach aphid), 3087 nucleotides. RefSeq lists its product as uncharacterized. The record is from RefSeq and is a predicted model, not a curated record. NCBI's taxonomy places the organism in Eukaryota, Metazoa, Arthropoda, Insecta, Hemiptera, Aphididae. Gene Ontology annotation, cellular component: cytosol. Gene Ontology annotation, biological process: anatomical structure morphogenesis. The transcript is spliced from 10 exons. Bases 271 to 2871 code for a protein of 866 amino acids. Gene Ontology annotation, molecular function: protein binding.
UUGUUUAUUUAUUAAUUACUAUUAUUAAUUGUAGUAACUAUAAAAGUGUACUGUGUAGUAUAUUAUAUACCUAUAGGUUAUAGGCAAAUUUUAAAUUACCAUAUAUCGUUCUAUAUUGGGUAAGUGCUAAAUGCCUUUCACGAUGUACCGAAAAUAAACCGAAUCUAGGAGCUUAUGAUGUAGAAUUAUUUUAUGGGAUCUUAAGUUUGAAUUUCGGUACCAGUUCUAUUACGUAUCCCACAAGUACUUACGAAAAAUAAAAACUUCGGCAUGGAUUCGGUAACAUCAGCACUUGCAAAUGUUGCUGCUAAUAAAGGCGGUAUUUAUGGAAGUCUAGUUUAUUUACGUUCCGAAAUGGCAAAAAAAAAUGGAGCGUUAAAAGAAUUUCGAGAAUAUGGUGGUGUUAAAAUAUUGAGCAGAUUAUUACAACAAGUUAACCCUAAGAUAACAUCAUUAGUUUUAAGCAUUCUUGGAGACUACAGCAUGAAUAAAGAGUGUUGUGAAGAAUUACUUGACUAUGGUGUUCUCAAAGAUCUUAGUUUCAUAAUGAAAAAUAUAAAUGUUGAUUCGAUUCACUAUCGCAUAUUUAGGUUGAUCGCUAAUCUAGCUAAAUCUGAAGCCCAUAUUCCGGCUAUGUACAAACAUAAUAUUCAUAGCAUAACUAUACAAACAUUAUCAAAUACUGAUAGUGAUCUUACAAGAUAUACGGCAAUUCGAGCUCUUAGAAAAAUAUGGGAAAAUUCAUCAAAAAUUGGUUGUUCAGAAAUGUUAAAGUUGCGAGCUGUUAAAAUAAUCUCAGAUUCCUUAAAAUCAGAAUGUAAGGAAAUAGUUAUGGCUGUUCUACGAGCCCAGACUGCCAUUUUGUACCGUGUUUUAGAGUUGAAACAUGCAAAAAAUAGUCUAGACGCUGUUGUACAGAUUUUAGGAAAUAGUGAGCAAAAAAGUAUUGAUAACAUAUGUAUUUUAAUGGGAUUAUUACCUGAACGGCCAUUAGUUUCCAAGAUAAUAUAUGCAAUGUGUAGAAUUCGUGAUGCUUUAGGAUAUUUACAUCAAUCUCGUUUGAUUGUGCAUAUCACUGAAAUUUUAAAAAAUGAAGAUAACCAUUAUUUGACAUUAUCAAUGUGCCUUUUAUUGCAAUGUCCACUCAACCGCAUUAGAUUCGUUGGUAUACAAGACUGGCAAAGUCUAUUUUUGGGCUUAAUCACCAGUACAAACCAUACUUAUAUUGAUAUAGCAAUUAAUACUUUACCACAUUUCCAAUAUUGCAAAGUUACAAUUAAAAAAAUGGUAGAAAAAGGUUUGAUUCCAAUGUUAAUCAAGCUUUUAUCUUUAUAUGUAAAAAAAAAUAAAAUGCCUCAUAUGUGUCCAUUGGAAAUUAAAGCUAAAUCAUUAGAUUAUUCGACAUUUGUUAGCUGUGCCUCUCCAACAACUUCAUAUGAUCAUGAUGCAAGUCCUAUUUGGACACCACCUAAAGAUGAUAACAUAGCCACAGACUCGCAUUCUCCAUAUUAUUCACCAGUUUGUGAAUCAUUUGAUAUUGAGUCUGUAAACGCAGAUGAUUCAAAAUCUGAUGUCAGUGACUUUGAAGAAAAGGAUGAUGAAAUUGUAGAACAUUCAUCUCUAGAAGAUACAACAGCGUGUAAAAUAAUACAGUUCCUAACACAUGUAAUGUACAUAGAAAAAGUUGUGUUAUUAAUGGCUGAUAAAAAUGUAUGGGAGACAAUUUUAGAUUAUAUGCAAUAUAUUGAAAAUGGACAUAACAAUUCAAACGCAUUAAAGAUAUUAGAAUUUAUUACUCGUGAAGUUCUGAACUUGAAUAGUAUUCUCACUGAAGAGUUAAUUUUAACAACACAUCGAAGUCUAUGUAGACCUAUUCACGAACUCGAGCUAUGCAAGUAUUGUAUGAUCCGAAACAAAUUGGGUAUGAAAAUCAUCAAAAAUACUCAAUCAUUUUCAUCAAAAUUUGGAGAAGGUAUUAUGACUGGUAUAUUGGAUGAACCAGAUACACCAGAUGCUAAACUAAAACUUAAAAUAUUAGUGUCUGUUCAUGUCCCCCUUGUUAUUCAAAGCAAUCCCAAACUAUUGAUUCUACUGUUAUCUCGUUACAAAGUAUAUUACAUGUUAUGUAAUAUAAUUAAAGAUGACCAAAAUCCAUCGUUUGAUGAUGCUAUUGGAGCUUUAAUAGCUUUAUUUGAUAAAGUAAAAAUUACUUUUAAAAAAUCAGAAAUACAAUAUUGUCAAACCCGAGAUUGCAAUAAAAGUAUUAUACAAAAAGAAACUACUGUAACAAUAGAGUUGGACGAUGGUGUAUUAAUAAAUGCAAAUAAAUCCUUAUUAUCAUUGAAAUCUCCAAUGUUUGAGGCCAUGUUUCGAUGUGGAGGUUUUAAGGAAGCAUACCAAAAUACUGUACGUUUAAAUGAUGUAAGUUCUGACUGUAUCAAAUCAUUUUUGCUUCUACUUGAAGUAUAUUGUGAUUGUCUUUUGCCCAAAAAUGUAAAUGUUCUCUUAGAAUUAAUAACAAUCACAGAUCAAUACAUGUCAAAUGAAUUAUCUGAAAAAAUUAUUAUGUUUAUGAUAAACUCUAUUUCGGUUGAUAAUUGUGAUAUAAUUUAUGGAUGGGCAAAAGAUUUUGGUCAUCAGUUAAGACUCGGGGCCAAUGUGGAUUUAGAUGUUGUUAAAUAUUUGUUUACUUCAAAUUCAAGAUUCCCUGACCGUGUAAAAACUAUCAAAAAAAUUAGUAGAAGUAGUUACGGAAAACUUUUUAUUGAAGAUUUAACAACCUUAAUAAAACGUGGAUUGUCAAGUAUAAUAACUUUUGAUGAUAAAACAUCAUUAUUUUAUCUGAACAAAUUACAUAGUGGAUUAGAUUAAUCUAGUAACAUGACUAAAUAGUUUACAGUGCUCACUAAUUAAAAAUUGUGUGAUUGUGAAAUCUCCAUUUCUCAACCGGAUUAAAUUAAUCAAAUUAGCGGAACACUAUAUACUAAGUAUAUAUUAUAUUGUAUGAUAUUUAUAUUUUGUGAUUUUUUUUCUUAUUGAUUUUAUCAUUGUAAAAUAUAAUAAAGACUAAUUAUAGUCAAAACAUAA